This is a messenger RNA of Funneliformis mosseae, 580 nucleotides long. The record is from the annotation of a GenBank genome assembly. Lineage: Eukaryota; Fungi; Glomeromycota; Glomeromycetes; Glomerales; Glomeraceae.
AUGAUUACACCAGUUUUUACAAUUACACAAGACCCGAAUCUUGUCAUAAUCGUUAUUAAAACUCCUUAUAUAAAGGUAUCGGAUAUCGAACUUUACUGUGAAGGUUCGGACUUUACCUUCUAUGCAAAACCAUAUUAUUUAAGGCUUCAUUUUCCCGGCAAUUUGGUGGAUGAUGAUCGAGUUAAUGCCUCGUAUGAUAUUGCAGCUGGUGAAAUGAAUAUAAAGAUACCAAAGGAAACUCCUGGAGAGGAAUUCCCAGAUUUAGAUUUAUUGACCAAACUUUUAGCUCCAAAAAGUGUUAAGAAAAUUGAAAAGCCUUUAAUUGAAGUUAUUGAAGGCGAUAAUGAUGAUGAUAUUAAUCAUGAAAAUACUAAUGAGUUGAAUGGGCUACUUGAAAUGGAAAUUGAACAAAGGCUUGAUGAAGAUCAUAAUGAUGAUUUUUUAAUACGGGAAUUAAAUAGUAAAACCAAUAAUAAUCAUGAUGAAAAACAAAGAUCCAAACCUUUAAUUCAAGAAAUAUUUGAUGGAGAAAUCAACGAUGAAAAUGAGGCUAAACGAAUUUAUAAUUUGUUAGAGGAAG